Drosophila rhopaloa is the source of this 651-nucleotide messenger RNA. Its product is annotated as isochorismatase domain-containing protein 1. The coding region runs from base 7 to 603 and encodes 198 amino acids. The record is from RefSeq and is a predicted model, not a curated record. Gene Ontology annotation, cellular component: cytoplasm. The transcript has 3 exons. NCBI's taxonomy places the organism in Eukaryota, Metazoa, Arthropoda, Insecta, Diptera, Drosophilidae.
GCAAUCAUGAGUAAGGUCAGUGGAUCGGCCCUUUAUCGCCUGGUGCCCUCAAAAACCCUCUUCAUGCUCUGUGACGUCCAGGAGAAGUUCAAACCGGCUAUACCGCUGCUGAGUUCGCUCAUCGAGAACACUGCUAAACUGCUUGCAGCCGGCAAGGUCUUCCAAGUGCCUCUGCUGGUCACCGAGCAGUAUCCAGAGAAACUGGGCAAGACCGUCUGCGAAUUGGAUAUUGAACACGCCUGUGCCAAUGUGGCCAAGACCAGGUUCUCCAUGAUAGUGGAAGCUGUCCGGAAGAAUAUGACUGAUAUCUUUGGUGGCAAUCCCAAGACGGUGGUGUUAUUUGGUUUGGAGACCCACGUCUGCGUGGAACAGACGGCCUUCGACCUGGUAAACGACAAGAUAGAUGUCUGGCUGGUGGCCGAUUGCUGUGCCUCGCGUCUCAAUCAGGACAGGGAUUUGGCCCUGGAGCGAUUGCGCCACAUAGGGUGCACUAUUUCCACCUCCGAGAGUGUAAUCUUCAACUUGCUGCAGGACAAGGAUAACAAAUCCUUCAAAGAGAUAGCUCCUCUAGUGAAGAAGGUCUCCGCAGACAUGCAGCUCUGACCGACCCUUGCGGCUCUUUUCAUGUGUUUCUGUGUUGUAAACUAUACU